Molecule: messenger RNA, 660 nt
Organism: Setaria italica (foxtail millet)
Lineage: Eukaryota; Viridiplantae; Streptophyta; Magnoliopsida; Poales; Poaceae
Product: E3 ubiquitin-protein ligase RHF2A-like
Exons: 1
Coding region: 1-660 (219 amino acids)
Biological process (GO): protein ubiquitination
Cellular component (GO): cytoplasm
Molecular function (GO): ubiquitin protein ligase activity
Source: RefSeq, a predicted model, not a curated record
AUGGAAGAAAAUAUAGUGCGGGAGAUUGGGGAGAUCGAAGCCCAAGGAGGAGGAGAGUCGCCGCCGUUGUUUGACCAAGCCACGCCGCCGCCGCUUUACGCGCCGGCGUCGGUCUCGUCACUCACCCGAGGCGAUGCCGCCGCCGCUUCCAUCAGCAACAAGCGCGGCCGCGUCGCCGCCUCCAGCAAGGCCAUCCAAGGCCUGCGGGAGGUGACGGCGCCGCCGACGGACGGGUCCGACGACUGCUGCGCCAUCUGCCUUCAGGAUCUUGAUUACUCCGACAAGGCCCAUCCAGUUCCGCUGAGGGCCAUGCCUUGCUCGCACACCUUCCACGAGCACUGCAUCUUCGAGUGGCUCCGCCGGAACGCCGUCUGCCCUCUCUGCCGCCACCAGCUGCCCACGGAGGACGACCACGAGCAGGAGCAGGAACAGGGGAUGAGGAGGAUCAGGACCCGGUUCGUCUACAGCGAUGAGGAGGGCCAGGACUAUGGCUUCUGGUACUACACGGCGCAACCUUUCUCCAGGGACGACGAGGAGGAGGAGGAGGAGGAGGUUGUGGUGAGUAUGGCAGCCUUGAGAGAAUUUUACGCUGGUUGGCUCAACAUGGGGCGCAACGCCGCAGCCUCAGCUGAGGAUCAUUCGAUCAGAUCACAAAGCUAG